Molecule: messenger RNA, 2030 nt
Organism: Cadophora gregata
Lineage: Eukaryota; Fungi; Ascomycota; Leotiomycetes; Helotiales; Ploettnerulaceae
Exons: 8
Coding region: 1-1719 (572 amino acids)
Biological process (GO): cellular response to iron ion starvation; reductive iron assimilation
Cellular component (GO): high-affinity iron permease complex
Molecular function (GO): ferroxidase activity; copper ion binding
Source: RefSeq, a predicted model, not a curated record
AUGGCCGCAAAAUCACACCCUGUCCCCGGCCUGUCAUGUCGCUUCGGGACCGCGCUUAUGUUGCUGUUUACUUUCCUCCCUGUUGUGUUUUCCAGAACGGUUACUUACAAUUGGGAUGUGUCAUGGGUCACUGCGAGUCCUGAUGGAUAUUCACGUCCUGUUAUUGGAGUCAACGGCAAAUGGCCAUGCCCUCCGAUUUCGGUGGAAAUUGGGGAUAGAGUCGUCGUAAAUCUCAGGAAUCAAUUGGGGAACGAAAGCACUUCGUUACAUUUUCAUGGCCUGUUCCAGACGGGAAGUAACAGCAUGGACGGGCCAGCAGCUGUCACUCAAUGUCCAAUUCCCCCUGGAGAACAUUUCACCUACGACUUCGUUGUACAACAACCAGGCACAUACUGGUACCAUUCUCAUUUUCGCGGUCAGUAUAUCGAUGGACUACGUGGCCCUUUCAUCGUCCACGAUCGCUCGGCUCCCUUCAAGUAUGAUGAAGAAGUCGUCCUUACUGUAUCGGACUGGUAUCACGAUCAAGCACCGGGCCUUAUACAUUAUUUUCAAUCUCCUCAAAAUGUAAUCGAUCACGACGGAGCCGAACCUAUCCCGAAUUCUGCGCUGAUCCAGGAUGGACAAAACAGCAAGAUUGAUGUCAAGCCUGGCCGAACAUACUUAUUCAGAAUCACUAAUAUCGGGUCAUUCGUUGGUUCUUAUCUUGCUUUCGAGGACCACGAUAUGACAAUAGUUGAAGUAGACGGAGUUUACACUCAGCCUCAAAAGACAAAUCAGAUCUACCUGACAGUUGCUCAGCGAUACAGCGUCCUAGUUACCACUAAGACAAGUACAGAUAGGAAUUUCGGCAUUCAAAGCACCCUGGAUACCGAUAUGUUUGAUACGAUCCCGGACUGGGCGAAACCUGACGUCAACGGCUAUCUCGUCUACAACAGCAAGAAACCACUUCCUGCUGUUGCCCCACUAAGAGAUUUGUCACCAUUUGACGACAUGAAAUUACAGCCAAAUGAUCGCCAAAGAAUUUUGGGUAAAGUUGAUCAUCAGGUUAUCAUGGAGAUGGACUUUAUUUCUGACGCUGGAGUCAAUCGUGCAAUCGUCAACAAUAGCAGUUACGUGCCACAGAAAGUUCCCACGCUAUACACAGCUCUGUCGGCAGGAAAACAAGCAACGAAUCCUGUGGUGUAUGGCGCCAACUCCAACCCUUACGUCCUUCGCUACAAUGAAGUUGUCGAAGUGGUUCUCAUCAAUCAUGAUGACGGCCACCAUCCAUGGCAUCUUCACGGGCACAACUUCCAGAUAAUCGAUAGAUCGCCAUCCGAUACAAAAUACAAUCCAGCCAACGUCGUGCCGCUAUCCAAGACCCCAGUUCGUCGUGAUGUUGUUCAGGUUCACUCAAAUGGCUACGUCGUGAUUCGAUUCCGUGCAGAUAAUCCAGGCAUCCAGCUGUUCCAUUGUCACAUCGAGUGGCACGUUGAAGCCGGCCUUAUUGCUACCUUCAUCGAGGCACCAGAAAAGCUACAGAACUCGCUAAGCAUUCCCCGUCAACACUUGAAGAUAUGUGAAAAUCAAGGCAUCCCAACGAAAGGCAAUGCAGCGGGAAAUACCAAAGACUUUACGGAUUUAACGGGGGCUAAUACGGACUUCGACAAAAACAAUUGGGGAGCACUUUUGAACCCGCCGAAGAGAGCUGUGAAAAGAGCAAUUGAAUUUCAGGCCUGAGUACAUGAUGACAAAGCUCAAAUUUGAGAAUACCAACGGGAUAUGGAAGUUUGCACAUUGACUGGUUCCAAUUAAUCCAAAGAGAAUAUCCCCUAUUAGCUUGGUGCCGGCGUAGUUGUUACUAUAGUAUAUACCCAGCCGUAUUUUGAUGUCUUCUGAGCUUGGUUUAGUUGGCAGAUCAAUUGUGUGUGGAGUCACAAAAGUCGAAGGAGAUAUUGCUCGCACUUGCAUGAAUCUAGUUCUCACUCUAGAGUUUCAACAACUAGGAAGACGCUGCUACUGUUAUCAUCUUAAUUUCUAUUGAAGAUUUA